AUGGCUGCGUCUCGGAUGCAAAGGUGGGCGUUAAUCUUGUCAGGCUUUAAUUAUAGAAUUGAAUACGCAAAGGGAACAUUAAAUAAUGCCGAUGGUUUAUCACGCAUGUCACAAUCAACAAUUGGUGAAACUGAUCAAGAUCCUAGCUAUAUUAGUUACGUAGGUUUUGUAAAUGCGUUGCAAUUAGAUUAUAAAGAUGUUGCAAAAGAAUCUCGCCGAGAUCCGGUACUGUCAAAAGUAAUUGAUGGUGUUCAAAAUGGCACAGUAUCUCAGUUAAAAAGUAAAGAGUUUGAACCCUUUCGUUUAAAAGCACUUGAGCUAACUGUAGAAUCGGGUUGUCUUUUGUGGGGAUACAGAACUGUAAUUCCCUUGAAAUUCCAAAAAACUGUAUUGGGUAUAUUACACGAGUCUCAUUUAGGCAUUGUAAAGACAAAUAUGCUAGCGCGUUCAUACAUAUGGUGGCCUAAUAUAGACAAAGAUAUAGAAGCGUUAGUUAAGGAAUGUGUUUCUUGUCAAAGGACACAGGAAAACCCUGAAAAGAGCCCACUAAUUCCAUGGAUCAUCUGUAGAUUCGGAUUAUUCGAUACGUUGGUUAGUGAUAACGGUAGGCAAUUCACAUCGUCAGAAUUUAAGAAUUUCACAAAGAAAAUUUGUAUAACCCAUAUUUUUACGGCACCUGGCCAUCCAGCCACAAACGGUCAAGCCGAAAACUUUGUAAAAGCGUUAAAAAAGUCAUUGUACGCUAAUCUAUCAUCCAAUGAUAAAAUCGAAUUUGAUACUGCUUUACAUCGCUUUCUCUUUGAUUAUCGCAUCUCUAAACAUUGUACUACAAAUGAGUCAUCGGCUAAGUUAUUAUUAGGUAGAGAAUUAAAGUCUCGUUUCAACUUAUUAAAACCACCAAUUACGAAAGCCAUAAUUGAAGCAAAGCAACAUUCAAUGAUUGCAAAUUUUAGAGGCAAACGAAAUAUUAAGCUUUCACACGGGCAGAAGGUUUAU
Molecule: messenger RNA, 996 nt
Organism: Rhagoletis zephyria (snowberry fruit fly)
Lineage: Eukaryota; Metazoa; Arthropoda; Insecta; Diptera; Tephritidae
Biological process (GO): DNA integration
Molecular function (GO): nucleic acid binding
Source: RefSeq, a predicted model, not a curated record